Sphaeroforma arctica JP610 is the source of this 468-nucleotide messenger RNA. RefSeq lists its product as hypothetical. The record is from RefSeq and is a predicted model, not a curated record. The transcript has a single exon. The annotation marks the transcript as partial. Lineage: Eukaryota; Ichthyosporea; Ichthyophonida.
GCGUUGGAUGAAAGCAAACAGAUAGCCGAGCAGGAUGUAACACACCUAACCGAAGUCAACAAGCGACUGAAAAAGCAACUAAAGGAGCAAUUCGAUGCAUUUCGCCCACAGAUGGAUCCAACCACUGGCACUAUCACAAGCACCUCCACACACUCCCCCUCGCUGCGUAUCCAUAGCAACGGCUCCGGGCCAGGGAGUACGCGUACGAAUGCUCGGCCCAUCAGCAGCCCGCGCUCGCACUCGUCCUUAUCGGGGAGUGCGUUCAAGCCAGAUAUACUCAGUCCUGUUAUCGGGUUUAACCGGACAGGUGGUGCAGCAGAGGCGGUAGGUACUGCUACACAGGCCAGUGCGCAGAACUCAGCGUCUGGUUGGCAGACAACGGCAACAGCUCAGUUUGGGGGAACGCAUUCGAGUUUGAAACGAACACUCUCACAGAACAGCACGGGUACUACACAGUCACAGUCGACG